UGUUAACCACACGUACUUGCUCGCGGUGGGAGUUGCUAUUUUCAAUUCAACAAACUAAGUAAUCAAGGUUUGUAUUCACUUUUAUUUUUUGUUUUAUAUCUCAUGUACAUCGUGUGAAGUUAUUUUUAUCUCAGUUUGGAUUAAAUCUAAAUUCAAUUCAUAGUGAAGCUUCGACUUGCGUUUUAGCUGAGCCGCGUGAAAUGCUAAGCAAUCAUUUUAAUUAGAGAGAAAAUUUUACGCCUUAAGUCCUCAAACAAUAGGUUAUAGUAAUGCAAGGCGUAUGAAGUCCACGUAUAUGCUGAUUAAUAAUGUGGAUUCGUCUGCUAUAAGCCUUAGCCAAAUAAACUUAUUUAACACGCUGAGAUUUAUUGGAUAAUUAGGUUUUGAAAUUAGUCCACACCUUGCCGUGUAGUUAUAUAUGCAUAUAAUAUUAUAUAGGUAAACAAACAUACAAGGCAAAGUUAUCAAGAUGAAAUGAAAAAUGCAUUUUCCCGCAUAAUUGCCGAGAAUCAGUCGUUUCCUUUGUCAUGGAAAGCAUAUACAAAAAAAUAAAUGUUCAAUAUUAUCUGCAAUUAAAGUGCGAAUAUAUAAUAUUUUAUAUGAAACUGAAAAUUUAACAAUAAUACAAUAUGAAGAAAAGCGUUUGAAAGGAUGUAAUCAGUUUUAAUUGAUCGAGGCAUGACCGUUUUAACGGUUGGGGCGAAAUCAGGCAUUUUAACGGAUAGCAAACGAAUAUAAGAGCCUUUAAUAAACAUCUCAUGAUAAUAAGAAAUUACGCGCGUGACUGCAUGGUUUAUAAUUAAAAGUCACGCCGGGUUAUACUUUAUUUUUUUGUGCAUGAUUAAAACUGACGAUAUGGUUAUAAAACUUUUGAUUUCCACUUAACCAAUUUACAUUGUAUCCAACAACAAUCAACCUGCAAAUUAUAUAUAGUCCUAUUUAUGACAAAUAUAUAUUGUUCAUUCGUUCAACUCAGUGGCUGAUUUCUCUUUCCCUUUCUUGAGGUUCAUCGGUUUUAAAAUAUACGCAUUUGUACUUAAGUAAAAAAUUGUUUAAUGAAACGAUUCUAGGUCUGAUUGCGAUCGAUUUUUCAGAUCAAGAAUAAGAUGAAGAGCGCACUGGUUGUUUUGCUGAUAGCUCAAAUGAUUGUGGUCCCGGGUAUGACUCGCAAUGUGGCUUUCAAUGAUUAUCUUGCUGGGAGAAGAUGUCCAGCGCCAGCUUGCGACGGUUAGUGCUUACUUCAUAUCUCAGUAGACACCUGACUCAUUAAUACGGUAUAGCGUGGCCAUAGUUGAUAACGAUAGCUACAUUUCGAUUGUCGGCUUGAUACGCGUGGUAAAUAUCAUCUUAGCCGAUUUCACAAGAGACAUUGCUUGACUGUACUAACUCGAAUGCUUUGGGAGAAUAUAUAGAAACAGAUGGCAAUUAAAUACUAUUUGCCAUCGUUUUAGUCGCAAAGCGUUCUGGUAUAGGAAACGUCAUUAUGAAUAGGGGUCAUUGCAAAGUCGUGUAAACGUUGCAUUAUGAUAUAAUCAUCAUAUUUUUUAUCUUUAUUCGAUUUGUAUAAUCGCGCCUGACUCUUUCAAGUGUUCAAACCUUCACAAACAUCAACAUUUGAACAGUCCAAAACUAAAGCGCAAGGCCAACGGGUGCAAGGAUGGAUGUCUUCAAAAACUCCCGUUCAAUUCCUAUGGCUAUGGGAAUUUAUUCAUUUAACUUGUGAAUAUCAUCCUUUCUAAUAUUCGUAAUAAAAGUUAACUAUUCAAAAUCUGCCUCCUCUGAACAGGCGUUCGCAUGCAGGUUAAUUGAAAAUUGAAAUUUGAGACUUCGAAGGAUGCGGAGGAUCAGUCGGAAAGUAUUGAAUAUUACUCAAAAUUUAAAAUUCAAAAAUAAUUUUUUUUUGAUAAAAAUCAACUGAUAUAUAGCUAUUUAGUAAAGUAAAUACACGCGGUAAAAAUACGUGACAUCAAUCUAAAUGCUCUUCUUCUUCUAAUUGCUCUUCUUGGCGAUCUCUGCACUAUACGUUCUACCGGCUUUAAUUAACUUAAGUAAAUUCUCAUGCACCCCAAACUUUCAUGUAUUGUAUAAGAAUUUUGUUCUUCCUUGUGCAGAUGUAUGAUCAGAAUAUGAUGAAAACUUCAGUGAGAUACACGUUGCUAUACUUUAGUUAUUUCGUGAUGAAUACCGUUUCAUUGCCUAUGGUAUAUAAAAAAUUUAUAAUCUGAGCCUGAGGAUCGAAAUAUCGAAGUUGCAAUCAUAUACAUUCUUAGAACUAACGAAACUUGAACCAACACAGGGGUAUAGAAUUAAUAAUCGAACUAUAUCAGUCAUAUAACUAAGACUCCAUUAAUCUUUAUGAAUAAACUAUAAUAUUGUUAAAUAAAUUAUUUCAAGAAUUUUCAUAAUAAUUUAAAAUCAGGGCAAUAUACUGUUAAAAAAACUGCAGAGCAUGUACUUAGUAUAUUGUUGAGAAAUUAAGAAGCUUUCCUCCUGGCAAAACUUUUGGGUGAAAAAUUUUCUGAAUAAGGAAUAAAUAUUAGAGCAAUAGCUGAAUUCCCAAAUCUAGUGCAUUCCGAAAUUCCCUUCUUCAAGUCUUAGAACAUAAAAUACACGUAAAACAACGAACUCUCGCAUGUUCAAAUAAAUGAUAUUUUAUAUAUAUAGUCUCUCAAUUUUGAUAAAUUCAACAAAUCGGCGUUCUUAAAAUGCUCAUAACAUAUUCUGUAACACUCUAAAGUUCCUUUUUAACAGAAUGCAUUCUAUACUUUUUAGAUGAAAACAAUUGUUAUGUGGUAUGCUAUGAAUGCCAAGCUUCUCGGGUUUUCUCUGAUAUUUGUCGUGAAUGUCAAUUGUGUGAGAAACAAGGAAGGCGUAAUGGUUUAAUCAGAUUGUAGAUACAUACUAAGGCACAUGAAGUAGAUCAAGCACUGGUCUCAAUAUAAUUGACAGUCUAGUUAAUUAAUACAGUGACGUACAAUUAUUGUACAUUGUUUUCAAUAAUCCUAAUAGUGUGAAAUGCCAAAUAAAUAAAUA
Molecule: messenger RNA, 3033 nt
Organism: Paramuricea clavata
Lineage: Eukaryota; Metazoa; Cnidaria; Anthozoa; Malacalcyonacea; Plexauridae
Source: the annotation of a GenBank genome assembly